Molecule: messenger RNA, 4233 nt
Organism: Talpa occidentalis (Iberian mole)
Lineage: Eukaryota; Metazoa; Chordata; Mammalia; Eulipotyphla; Talpidae
Gene: PADI2
Product: peptidyl arginine deiminase 2
Exons: 16
Coding region: 68-2062 (664 amino acids)
Cellular component (GO): cytoplasm
Molecular function (GO): calcium ion binding; protein-arginine deiminase activity
Source: RefSeq, a predicted model, not a curated record
CCUGCAGCAGGUGCGUCCGGCAGACCUGGGCUGGCAAGGGCGCCGCCGGGCCCGCACUGCUGGGAAGAUGCGCGAGCGCACCGUGAGGCUGCAGUACGGGAGCCGCGUCGAGGCGGUGUAUGUGCUGGGCACGCACCUCUGGACCGACGUCUACAGCGCGGCGCCGGCCGGGGCACAGACAUUCAGCCUGAAGCACACGGAGUACGUGCAGGUGGAGGUGGUGCAUGACGGGCAGGCCGAGGAGGUGGCCACCAAUGGCAAGCAGCGCUGGCCCCUGUCGCCCAGCACCACGCUGCGGCUCAGCAUGAGCCAGGCGAGCGCGGAGGCCAGCAGCGACAAGGUCACCGUCAGCUACUACGAGAAGGAAGGGAGCACCCCCAUCGACCAGGCUGGGCUCUUCCUCACGGCCAUUGAGAUCUCCCUGGAUGUGGAUGCCGACCGGGAUGGCGUGGUGGAGAAGAACAACCCGCGGAAGGCCUCCUGGAGCUGGGGCCCCGAGGGCCAGGGUGCCAUCCUGCUGGUAAACUGUGACCGAGACACGCCCUGGCUGCCCAUGGAGGACUGCAGUGACCAGAAGGUCUACAGCAAGGAAGACCUCAAGGACAUGUCCCAGAUGAUCCUGCGGACCAAGGGCCCGGACCGCCUCCCCGCCGGCUACGAGAUGGUUCUCUACAUCUCCAUGUCGGACUCGGACAAAGUGGGCGUGUUCUACGUGGAGAACCCGUUCUUCGGCCAGCGUUAUAUCCACAUCCUGGGCCGAAAGAAGCUCUACCACGUGGUCAAGUACACGGGCGGCUGCGCAGAGCUGCUGUUCUUUGUGGAAGGCCUCCGCUUCCCCGACGAGGGCUUCUCAGGCCUGGUCUCCAUCCACGUCAGCCUGCUGGAAUAUAUGGCCGAGGAGAUUCCCCUGACACCCAUCUUCACCGAUACUGUGACAUUCCGGAUUGCUCCGUGGAUCAUGACCCCCAACAUCCUGCCCCCAGUGUCGGUGUUUGUGUGCAGCAUGAAGGACAAUUACUUGUUCCUGAAAGAGAUAAAGAACCUGGUGGAGAAAACCAGCUGUGAACUGAAAGUCUGUUUCCAGUACAUGAACCGAGGCGACCGCUGGAUCCAGGAUGAAAUCGAGUUUGGCUACAUCGAGGCGCCCCACAAAGGCUUCCCUGUGGUGCUGGAUUCCCCCCGAGAUGGAAACCUGAAGGACUUCCCCAUCAAGCAGCUCCUGGGCCCGGACUUUGGCUACGUGACCCGGGAAGCCCCCUCUGAGGCCGUCAGCAGCCUUGAUUCCUUUGGAAAUCUGGAGGUCAGCCCCCCAGUGACUGUGAACGGCAAGACCUACCCCCUGGGCCGGAUCCUCAUCGGGAGCAGCUUUCCUCUGUCUGGUGGCCGGAGGAUGACCAAGGUAGUACGGGACUUCCUGCAGGCCCAGCAGGUACAGGCACCUGUGGAGCUGUACUCAGACUGGCUGACUGUGGGCCAUGUGGAUGAGUUCAUGACCUUCAUCCCCAUCCCAGGCACAAAGCAAUUCCGGAUGCUCAUGGCCAGCACCUCCGCCUGCUACAAGCUCUUCCGAGAGAAGCAGAAGGAGGGCCACGGAGAGGCUAUCAUGUUCAAAGGCUUGGGCGGGAUGAGCGGCAAGCGAAUCACCAUCAACAAGAUUCUGUCCAAUGAGAGCCUCGUGCAGGAGAACCUGUACUUCCAGCGCUGCCUGGACUGGAACCGUGACAUCCUCAAGAGGGAGCUGGGCCUGGCAGAGCAGGACAUCAUCGACCUGCCCGCUCUGUUCAAGAUGGACGAGGACCGCCAGGCCCGAGCCUACUUCCCGAACAUGGUGAACAUGAUCGUGCUCGACAAGGACCUGGGCAUCCCCAAGCCCUUCGGGCCGCUGGUGGAGGAGGUGUGCUGCCUGGAGACGCACGUGCGCGCGCUGCUGGAGCCGCUGGGCCUGAGCUGCACCUUCCUGGACGACAUCUCCUCCUACCACAAGUACCUGGGGGAGGUGCACUGCGGCACCAACGUGUGCCGGAAGCCCUUCCCCUUCAAGUGGUGGCACAUGGUGCCCUGACCUUCCGCGGGCUCAGCCGUCCCCCUCCCCUGACAUCUCCAGACCCCUCACGCCCCCAGAGCCUGCACCUGCCUGACCCGGGAGGCAGGACAGGCCCCUGGAGACCUUCGGGAAGGGGGGAGGGCUUUGGGCUUUCUGUGCCUCAACCUCCCUUGGAAGGGCCGCAGCGUCCACUGACACCACCCCCAGUGCGCCUCCACUCCGUCUUUCCUGAAAAUAGCUGGGUCUAUGGCCGUGGGUGGCCAGCCCCGCCGCGAGAAACAAAACCAAGCCAAGAACCAUGGACCCAAACCAUUCCCCAAAGAAUCCUCAGCCUCUUGUCCAAAACUGAGUGACGGGGAAGGGAAGCAGGGUGUGGGAUGGCCAGUUCUCCUGGCCAGGGCCUGAAGGUCUAGGAAUAACUUGUGGAAAGAGCCCCUGGGGCCCUCGGCACACCCUGAACUGCCAUCUUCACUUCAUAUUCACCUCCCUCGGGGUGUCCAGGCGGCCGGCACCUGCUGUUCAUUGCUUGCCAGCCUCUCCUGCAUCCCCUGACUUUCUCUCUGCGGUGUAGACACCGUUGGCCAGCCCCCAUUCCCUGAGGGGCCAAUAAUUUAGUGGCUUAGAACCUUCCCUGGACAUAGAUUUUACCAGAGCCACCACCAUUUUGAGGGGCCCCUUAUGCCUCAUCUUUCUCAUGGGCACAAGUUCUCCCGGAUGCUUGGGGGGUUCUUCCCAAACCAGCCUCCUCACCACCUCCGGGUGGCGUGUGGAAAGGGAGCCCAAGCUUAGCCAGGUCAUCUUCUCAACAAUGGCCAGUCCUGGACCUCCCUCCUCUCACGGCCCCCAGUUCCUUCCUACUCCUGAUGCCAUCUCCAGGCAGCUAGGCCAGGUCUGCUUCUCACCAGCCCAGCCCAGACCUUCCCCAGGAUGUCAAGACCUGUCCCUCCCCCCGGACAUCUCAGGACACUGGCCUGGCCUCCAGCCAGUUCUGGACAAACCACUGACCAUAGAGACGGACUGGUUAUCCCGCUCACCAGUGCCUCUCUGAUUUGGACAUAACCAGAAAAUUCCCCGGUUCCAACUUGAAAAGACUCAGCUUCAAUUCACGAAAGUUCUUCUAGGCCUAACUGAUGUCAAGAGAAUAAGUGAAUCUUAAUUCCACUUUCAAAAAGUACUAAUUAUAACCAGUCAAAAGGUUAUAAAUGUAUAUUCUGGGGGGAACAGAACUUUCUUCUUAGAUAAUUUUAUUUAUUCAUUCAACAAACAUUUGUUGUGUGCCUACUCAGUGCCAGGUACAACAUUGGCUCUGACAAUACAGUGUCUAGUAGCAAAUUGGACCGGGUCCUUUUUUUGAUGGAGCCGGUCAGUUCUUGGCAUGCAAUACCCAUAUUUCAAUGGCCAGCAUUUGCCUCUUUGGGGUUUCUUCAGAAAUGCCAGGCCACUAUAUUCAGGAUAAGCACAGGACACAGAGCUUCCUGCUCAAUGUCUCACUGUCUCAAUGAAACAGGAGUGGGGCUCUUCUUUAAACCGGCCUCCUCCCUUCCAGCUGGGCCAGAACCUUCAGAAAUUGUUGUCCUUUUGUGGGGACAAUGGCCCAUGCCUUUAGGAGCCAAAGCCCCCAAUCUCUCCAAUCCCAGAGCUAGAGACUCCAAGUGCCUAUUUUGAGGGUGUUUAUCUGGAGACUUAGAGUUUGUCCAGUGUAGAUGCUUGAUUAAUGUGAGUUGGGAACUUUCUUUCAUUGUUUGCUAAUCUACCUUAAGGGAAACGAGCGUCUCCCCUGGAAAGCCCUGUGUGUUUGUAGAUUUUUCUAAGGCUCUCCCUAUCAUUAAUAUCCCUGUCAUCUGAUGCGUCUGGUGCCCCCAGAACUCAGACACUUGUACCCACCUCAACUGCCCAGUGUGAGCAGCCUCGGUGUGAACAUCACCCUACCCCCAUGGACUCAUCACUUUUGACUGCCCCCACUUUCUAUAAAUGUAGGCCCAGAAUACACUUCCAUGGUGCAAAACUCAGCCAAGUUCCUGUUUCCAUCUUCAUUUAGAAAUACUGCAUAUAAGAGGACAGGGGUGUUGUGAGGAUGGCAAGAAGCAGGGUACAGUUUCAACUUUCUGUACAAGAGGCCAUGGUGGAGCUUGAAAGAUGUUUGGGGGGAAAUCUGAAUUAAACAGCAAUAAAAUAAAAUAAUCAUGUGG